AUGGCCCCACAGAGAACUGUGCAGCUGUCCCUGAAGAAGCCCACCUAUGCUGUGUGCGUGGUGGGAGUUGAGACACUUGUGGAUAUUCACAGUGAUGUGCCCAAGGGGGCCAAGACCUUUGGUGUCUCUGGGAGCUCUGGGGUGGAGCUCUUUGUGGUCUAUGAUCCCACACGGGUGACAGAGCCCACAGGCAAGGUCCGCUGGCCUCUGGACGCCAACGUGAAUGUGGUCGUAUCCGUGGACUCAGCUAGUAAGGACUUAAACGACCUCAAGGUGAAGGUCUCCUACUUUGGGCAGCAGGAGGGCAGUGCCCUGGGCCACAGUGCGCUCUACCUCACUGGUGUCGAUGUUUCCCUCGAUGUCGACACAGGCCGCACAGGUAAGGUGAAGAGGAGCCGAGGUGACAAGAAAACCUGGCGCUGGGGUCCUGCUGGCUAUGGGGCUGUCCUGCUGGUGAACUGUGACCGGGACACUCACAGAUCCAGGGAGAUUGACCUCGCCGACAGCCAGCUGACCUCAUUGGACGACCUGCAGGACAUGUCCCCAAUGGUGCUGAGCUGUGAGGGUCCUGAUGAACUCUUCAACAGCCACAAGCUGGUCUUGAACAUACCCUUAUCUGAUUCCAAAAGAGUGGGGGUCUUCUGCGCUCGGGGUGGGAAUUCUCUCGCAGACUACAAGCAGGUGCUGGGGCCCCAGCACCUGUCCUAUGAAGUCGAGCGGCAGCCAGGGGAGCGGGAGAUCAGAUUCUAUGUGGAGGGGCUCACCUUCCCUGACGCUGACUUCUUGGGGCUGGUUUCCCUCAGCGUCAGCCUGGUGGACAAAGGGACAGUGCCCAAGGUGACCCUCUUCACAGACACUGUGGCCUUCCGUAUGGCCCCCUGGAUCAUGACCCCCAACACCCAGCCUCCCCUGGAGUUGUAUGUGUGCAGUGUGGUAGACUCUCAUGGCCCAAAUGACAAAUUUCUGAAUGACAUGUCUCACUUGGCAUUGAAAGCCAACUGCGAGCUGAUCAUCUGCCCUCAGAUAGAAAACCGAAAUGACCGCUGGAUCCAGGAUGAGAUGGAGUUUGGCUACAUUGAGGCCCCUCACAAAUCCUUCCCUGUGGUCUUUGACUCCCCCCGUAACAGAGGCCUGAGGGAUUUUCCCUAUAAGAAGAUCCUGGGUCCUGACUUUGGAUACGUAACCCGGGAGAUCCCGUUCUCGGGCCCCUCCAGCCUUGACUCCUUUGGCAACCUGGACGUCAGCCCGCCCGUCACGGUGGGCGGCACCGAGUACCCCCUGGGCCGGAUCCUCAUUGGCAGCAGCUUCCCCAGGUCCGGUGGGCGGCAGAUGGCCAAGGUGGUGCGGAACUUCUUGCAGGCCCAGCAGGUGCAGUCGCCCGUGGAGCUGUACUCAGACUGGCUCUCUGUGGGCCACGUGGAUGAGUUCAUGAGCUUUGUGCCCACCUCCGACCAAAAGGGCUUCCGGCUGCUCCUGGCCAGCCCCAGCGCUUGCCUCAAACUCUUCCAAGAGAAGAGAAAGGAGGGUUACGGGGAGGCGGCCCAGUUUGAUGGGUUAAGACACAAGGCAAAGAGAACCAUUAACGAGAUGCUGGCGGACAGACGCCUUCAGAAUGACAGUCUCCAUGUACAGAAAUGCAUCGACUGGAACCGUGAUGUGCUGAAGCGGGAGCUGGGCCUGGCCGAGAGGGACAUCGUGGACAUCCCCCAGCUCUUCUCCAUGAAGGGUGCCUACGCAGAAGCCUUCUUCCCCGACAUGGUCAACAUGGUGGUCUUGGGCAAGUACCUGGGCAUCCCCAAGCCCUUCGGGCCCAUCAUCAACGGCCGCUGCUGCCUGGAGGACAAGGUGCGGUCCCUGCUGGAGCCGCUGGGCCUCCACUGUGUCUUCAUUGAUGAUUACUUGUUCUACCACGAGCUGCUUGGGGAGAUCCACUGCGGCACCAACGUGCGCCGGAAGCCUUUUCCCUUCAAGUGGUGGAACAUGGUGCACUGA
Molecule: messenger RNA, 1992 nt
Organism: Galeopterus variegatus (Sunda flying lemur)
Lineage: Eukaryota; Metazoa; Chordata; Mammalia; Dermoptera; Cynocephalidae
Gene: PADI1
Product: peptidyl arginine deiminase, type I
Exons: 16
Coding region: 1-1992 (663 amino acids)
Cellular component (GO): cytoplasm
Molecular function (GO): protein-arginine deiminase activity; calcium ion binding
Source: RefSeq, a predicted model, not a curated record